Molecule: messenger RNA, 382 nt
Organism: Colletes gigas
Lineage: Eukaryota; Metazoa; Arthropoda; Insecta; Hymenoptera; Colletidae
Product: dynein axonemal light chain 4
Exons: 2
Coding region: 74-382 (102 amino acids)
Biological process (GO): microtubule-based process
Cellular component (GO): dynein complex
Molecular function (GO): dynein intermediate chain binding; dynein light intermediate chain binding
Source: RefSeq, a predicted model, not a curated record
GCAAUUUCCUAAUUGUUUCUCAAAUAGAGGCAGCAGUACCUGAUACGAUUUUGAUGCUGCUUUAUUUUAAAAAAUGACCGAAGUGAAGAAAGAUGACGUCAUUAAAGUUCUACAUACGUAUCCUCUAUGUAGAAAGUGCGAUAUGUCGGAUGAAAUGAAACAAGAAGCAAUGGAACUGUGCGUUACCGCGGCCGAAAAAUAUGCCGAUAAUUAUGAAAACGUUUCUCGAAUGAUCAAAGAGACGAUGGAUAAGAAAUUCGGCGCUUCGUGGCACACGGUUGUGGGCGAAGGCUACGGAUUUGAAAUAACUUAUCAACUGAAACACCUGUUAUACAUGUAUUGCGCUGGGAAUUUAGCGAUAUGCAUAUGGAAAUCGGCAUAG